AUGAUCUUGUUGGCAGCAGCCCCUAGAAAGUAUGACAUUUAUUCUAGCCCUGGUUUUAUAAUGUCCACAGGAAAAUUUAAAUAUGAAAUUGGGUGCAUUCUUUAUAAUAUCGGGGCUCUGCAUACUGAACUAGGGGCCAUGGAUGCCAGAAAUACACCAGAUGGGAUGAAGAUAAGUUGUACACAUUUCCAAUGUGCAGCUUGGGCAUUUCAGGGAUCAGACCAAGUUCCAACAUUGUUGACAUUUUUGUACAAUGUUUCACUAGCACAAGCUCAGGAAUGUAUUCUUGAGAAGAGCAUGACAGACAACCGCAAGCCAACAAUUAUUGGUAAGAAUUAUUCUUUGCAAGAAUUUUGGGGAAUCCGAAAACGCAAUAAAAAACCUUGGGUUUCCUCAAGUCCCGAUUCAACAGUGACAGAAAUAGCAGGAUCUCGAAAAAUUAAGAUGUGGAGAAGAUACUGUGAAUUUAAGAUGGCAUACCAUGGAGCAGUUGCCCUUUUAUACCAAGGAAUGCAAGCAGAGGAACAACAGAAAAUGGGAGAGAGGGUUGCCUACUACCAAGCAGCUGUUGACAUGCUAAAGGAAGCCUCCAAAUUGGCCAAGAACUUAGAUCAGCAGGAGGACGAGAUGGACAGGCUCAAUAAAGCCGCUCAGAGCAUGUGUGAGGAGGAUGCCUAUGAGCUUAUAGGAGAAAGUCUUACCUUCUCCCAUGAUGUGAUGGGAGGAAAGCUAACUGCAGCUCAGAAGGAGAACGAAUUUGUGUACCAUGAAAAGGUUCCUGCUGCCACAACACUGCCUGAAGUCAAAGGUGCAUCACUAGUGAAGGGAAUCCCUUUUAGUGUGACAGACCCUGAAGUUGCUGGCCAAGACAUCUUCAUCAAGCUUGUGCCCAUGGAAGCCUAUUGA
Messenger RNA from Penaeus monodon (black tiger shrimp), 906 nucleotides. Its product is annotated as tyrosine-protein phosphatase non-receptor type 23-like. NCBI's taxonomy places the organism in Eukaryota, Metazoa, Arthropoda, Malacostraca, Decapoda, Penaeidae. Gene Ontology annotation, cellular component: endosome. Bases 1 to 906 code for a protein of 301 amino acids. The transcript has 7 exons. The record is from RefSeq and is a predicted model, not a curated record. Gene Ontology annotation, biological process: early endosome to late endosome transport; protein transport to vacuole involved in ubiquitin-dependent protein catabolic process via the multivesicular body sorting pathway; endocytic recycling.